AUGCCGACGAACGACCUACAAGGAGAUUAUUAUAAACCUGAGCCCCCCCGAAAGUUGCCAAGUCGGCCGCCUUACUUAACGUUUAGAGCACCUGGUAACAGGAUUUCAGGGAUUCGUGGGAAGCAAAUUCAGGAUGAAAUCGAAAAACAGAAAAAAGAGCAAGAGAAGCUACGGAAGAAUCAAAAGCAGCUAUGGGAGACCUGUCGAGCUGAGUUAGCCAAACUGGAACUCAAGCGCCCAAGAGAACUCAACGAAGUUGCAGAAGGGCUGCUCAGAGCUAUUGAUCAAAAAUCGGAGUCGGGGACAAAGAGAAAAGACAAAUUGAAUAAAAGACUGUCGGUAAUAGAGGAGAAGCUACAAGAGGAUCAUGACACCCUUGAAAUGCGUACCUUGAGUUUAAGACAGUUAAAUCAAGAAUCAGAAGUCUUAGAGCAGAAGUUUGACAGAUCAAAAGAAAGAAUGACAGCAUUUCAAUCGGAACAGGAAAAAAUUAAGGGCGGGAAAGAUAUCUUGAAAAGCUCUAACCGUAACGAAGAAGCUAGUAAGCCGGGGAAGGUCGCCAUACCCAGGAUACAAUACGAAGUCAAGGGUGAGCCAUGGAUCCAAGGAGUCGAGGUCGGGGAAGACGUAAAGGUGAUGAGAUUUUGGGAUGAAAGCGAUGAUGAGAGCGAAGAAAAUGUUGGUAACGGAGAAGAGAGUAGCGAAGAAUAUAGUGACGACGACGAUGAUGACGAAGGUGACGACGACGACGAAUACGAUGAAGAUGAUACUAAAGUUCAUGAGGACGAGGGUGAAGAAAAGGGUCAAGAGACUGGAGAAAAUUGCGACGAUGAGGGUGGGGAGCCUAAGAUGUAUGUGAAUGGGAGUCUCCGAGAGGGAAGGGAAAAGAAGAGUGAGGAGGAAGAGAAGAAAUUUGAUCGAGAGCCGGAGAUUGAGAGGGCAAGGACCCCAACAGAACAGCAAAUUUCAUUCCAAGCCCCAUCACAAAAAGAUCCAAGGCCACUAAACAACCUGCUAGAGCCAAAAGAGUGGGGGCCUCAAGAAAGCAGAGCGACAUCACCAACCCCGCGAGACAAAAGGCACAACGGAGGCUAUAACAUAUUUAUGGACGGGAAAUCAAGAAACGCCAAAUCGAAAAUUUCAAAGAUGCGAAAGUCUCAGGAACAUCUCCAAAACGCAUUGGAAGAAAAGAAGAGAAAGGCUAAAGAAAUAGAAGAAGAAAUUUCUUUGAUAAAGAAAAAAAAGAGUGCAUUAGAGUCGGAGAAGGGGAUGUUAAAGGAGCAGCUAUACAAGCUCGAAAGGGAAAGCAUGAUCAAGAUGGAUGGGACUCGAACAGAAGAUGAAGGACUCGAUAAAGAACGAAAAAAUGAAUUAGAUGAGCAAUACGAACGUAAACAAAAUCUAGACAACCUGCGCGAGCAAGCGACUAAGGUACGCCAACAGGUAACUGCUGAUCAGCAGGCCGGGCACGAGGCUACCGGGGCGUACAUUGACCAUGUUUACAAAGCGGGACGGCUAAAGAAAAUGGAAGAUACUAUUAGGAGAGUAGAAGAACUUGAAGAUGUCUUCACAAGGGUUAUCAACAGCAAAAGAGAGUCGAAGGAGUUACAAGAUAGAGUAACAGUUCUCCAUCGAGAGAAGUCUGUUGAAGAUGAAAUGAGCAAAUCAUCCAAGCAAUCGAGGGGUGUCGCCUCCAAUCAAGCAGGACUAAGCCAUUUAUCGAAAGCCUCCCUUAAAUACCAACCGCUCGAACAAGGUCAAAUUAGACUACUGACAAUAUGGCCCACGCCUCAUCAGCAUUAUCCAUUGAUCUGCUCACUGAGAACCCGUUCUUUAGCGACUGAAUCCACCAGUACGUCAAAGUAUGCAGCCCUCUCAUACUUUUGGGGCCCAGAGCCCCCAGUUGCAUAUCUUUACGUCCGGCAUGACGAUGACAGAGGUUCGCACCCAACAGAAGCUGACUGGGGAUCCACAGCUAGGCAUGCUAGAAGGGUAAGUAUUCGCCCAAAUCUGUUCCGUGCUUUGCUUCGGCUCCGGAAAGAUAAGGACCCCGUAACUCUAUGGGUCGACUUCCUAUGCAUUAAUCAAGAUAAUGCCAUGGAAAAGACAUUACAACUUCGUGAAAUGGUUAAAAUUUAUCGUAUGGCGGAGGAGGUCUAUGUUUGGCUAGGUGAGGCCGAUGAUAGAGGACGGAGUGAUAGGGCCAUGGACUUCAUCGAGACAGUCAAGGAUUUCGCGAUGUUGAGCAUCUACGUAGAGGACACAGAGCGGGCGGACGAAUGGCUCAACAUCUCUGAGUUAAUGAGAGACCGCUGGUUCUCGAGGCGUUGGGUUGUCCAAGAGAUUGCCCUCGCAAAGAAAGCAACAAUCCACUGUGGUUCAAAAAAGGUACACUGGUCGGAUUUCGUCGAUGCCGUUUCCAUUUUAGUUUCGAAUCAAGCCAAUAUCAAGAAACUCUUUAAUCCCAAAGCAUGGAGGGACGGUACUGACACACUUGGAGAUGUUCAAUACUUUGGGGCAAAUAUUCUAAUAGAAGAACUGGGCAGCUUGUUCUGGAGAGCAGAAGACGGCACUAUCAUUAAGCCGAUUAAGACAUUGGAAUCCUUGGUUACAUCCCUCAAAACAUUUGACACCUCCGACGAGCGUGAUCUCAUUUACAGCUUGAUUUUCAUUGCUUCCGACACAUUUAAAAAAACCGGAGGGUACACGGCAGAACUAAUCAACUAUAAAAAAAACACCGCCGACGUAUACAAAGACUUUAUUUCCCUCUGCAUCGAUGGCAAUUCGAACCAUGAAUACCCACUAGACAUCAUCUGCCGCCCUUGGGCGAUGCCCGCAAAAAGUGGAAAUGGGGGUGUCAACCCGAACCUUCCUUCUUGGAUCGCCUUGCUAUCAAACUCAGCAUUCGGUGAGCCCGAGCAGAUAUACAAGGGUCGCAAAAACGGAGAAACGUUUGUUGGGUCUGUUGGCCAGUCUAAAUAUAUGGCGUCGCGCUCAAAGGAGCCUAGCUCUCGAUUCAAAUCUGAGAACGAUGGGAAAUUAAGCCAGUCUCUUUAUAGUGUAAAAAACGAAGAUAAAGACGCUACACAAUGUAAUCCUGAGACCACAUUACCUACCCCUUCCGAACUAUUUCCGUGGUCUCUGGUUGUGCGAGGGUUUAUCUUAGCUACGGUUGAGAAGGUAUCACCGAAAAAUACUGGGGGGCUGAUUCUUCAAGAGUCUUUAAAUAUGGGCGGCUGGAAGGGAAUUGAAGAAAUGGAGGAGGAAGGAAACGUACCCGAUAAGAUAUGGAGAACUUUAGUCGCCAAUAAAGAUACAAGAAGCCUGAUUCCACCGACAUGGUAUCGAAGAGCCUGUCUUCGAUGCCUAGAAAUCGCCGAUAAUUUUAACGGCGGUGACCUAAACGUUGGUCAACUUCUACAGGGCCGUCCAGGCAUGAUGACGACUUACCUUACGAGAGUGCAAAAUGUUGUUUGGAAUAGAAGUUUUUUCACAGCUACCGUCACUAGGAGGCCAGAUUAUACGCUUCCGACCGUCGGCGACCCAAAAGAGGGACAUACUGAAGAGGUGGUUCCAGCACAAGCCGAAAAGCCUGAAAAUAAGACAACAGACGAUAGCCAGGGUGGGAAGAGUGAUAGUAAGCAAUUUAACUUACGGGAAAUAUAUGGGGAUAGUGGAAAGGACAACGCCGAGGAACUGAAAUCGACUGAGCUAUUCGGUCUCUGCCCUGGUGAUGCACGAAGUGAAGAUCUCGUGUGUAUCAUCUACGGUUGCAGUGUACCAGUAAUCUUACGCAUGGUAAUCGCCGGUCCUCUUCAACCUUGGUACCGAAUAGUUGGUGAAGCCUAUGUUCAUGGGAAGAUGGAUGGCGAGGCGAUCGAUAGCUAUGACGCUGGAUGGGCUGUAGGAAACGAACAGGAGUUUCACUUACUCUGA
Orbilia oligospora ATCC 24927 is the source of this 3936-nucleotide messenger RNA. RefSeq lists its product as uncharacterized. The transcript has a single exon. The record is from RefSeq and is a predicted model, not a curated record. Bases 1 to 3936 code for a protein of 1311 amino acids. Lineage: Eukaryota; Fungi; Ascomycota; Orbiliomycetes; Orbiliales; Orbiliaceae.